GCAGCUGUCAAUGAAAUAAUUGAUAUGCUUUGUAAAGAUAUGGAAGGAGGUAUUAGUGAGCAUGCUCUCUGUACACAUAUGGCUACAUUUGCACUGAAGGUCGAUCUGAUGACAUUAUUUGGCAAUGUAUCAGAUGAUUCGAAGAUUACUGAAUUUCAUAACAAUUACAACGUCUGCUGGUCAGAAAUGGAGUCCCGGUUGGGAGGAAAAUUUCCAGAACCCGGCAGUGAGCAAGAAGAGAACUUCCAGACAGCAUUAAAUGGGGCAAAAGAUUUUGUUAAAGGAGUUGUUGAAAUCAGAGAGAAGCUGGAGAUAACAGAAGAAAAUGAGAGGUUUAUUGAUAUCCUGAUUAGACACUGCGCAGAUGAAGACACCCUACUGAGUGAUGCAAUAACCUAUGUUGUCGGAGGGUUCCACACCACUGCUAAUUCUCUGGCCUGGGGUUUCUAUUUCAUAGCUGGUAAUAGUGCUGUACAAGAUAAACUUCAUGCGGAAAUAUCAGAACAUUGUGGAAAGCAUGAUUCAAUAGGCAUCUCCAGCAUAAACAAAUGUGUGUAUUUGAAGCAGGAGUUUGAUGAAACACUAAGGUGCUCCGUGCUGGCUCCAUUUGCAGCUCGGUAUCUUGAUGAAGACAUACUGCUUGGGGGUUACCCAAUUCCUGGAGGAACUCCCAUAGUCCAUGCUCUGGGUGUUAGCCUUCAAAAUCCUGAAUACUUUCCUGAGCCUAGCAAAUUUGAUCCAGACAGAUUUAGUCCAGAAAACAUCAAAAACCGGCCAAGCACAGCUUUUCAGCCGUUUGGUGUUGGUAAGAGGAUCUGUCCUGGUCAUAGGUUUGCAAAUAUGGAGGCAGCAGUUUGCAUUGCAGCGAUGGUGAGGAAGUUCGAGAUUGGACUGGUUGAUGGGCAAAAGAUAGAGCCUGUACAUGGACUGGUGACUCAUCCCUCUACAGAGAUUAUGAUUACUCUAAAACAGCGUCAUUGAAUCAGAGGGUUCAACCAGUAUUGAAACAGUGUAUUUU
Bolinopsis microptera is the source of this 1018-nucleotide messenger RNA. Its product is annotated as cytochrome P450 20A1-like. Gene Ontology annotation, cellular component: membrane. The transcript has a single exon. NCBI's taxonomy places the organism in Eukaryota, Metazoa, Ctenophora, Tentaculata, Lobata, Bolinopsidae. The coding region runs from base 25 to 981 and encodes 318 amino acids. The record is from RefSeq and is a predicted model, not a curated record. Gene Ontology annotation, molecular function: iron ion binding; oxidoreductase activity, acting on paired donors, with incorporation or reduction of molecular oxygen; heme binding.